This is a messenger RNA of Etheostoma cragini (Arkansas darter), 783 nucleotides long. Its product is annotated as CCN family member 1. Gene Ontology annotation, molecular function: protein binding. The transcript is spliced from 3 exons. Gene Ontology annotation, biological process: signal transduction. The record is from RefSeq and is a predicted model, not a curated record. Bases 1 to 768 code for a protein of 255 amino acids. NCBI's taxonomy places the organism in Eukaryota, Metazoa, Chordata, Actinopteri, Perciformes, Percidae.
AUGAAUCCUUCAAACCCACACAAGACCCCCAAGGGAGAGCUGAACCAGCGGCACACCAGGACCUGGUCUGGGUUUAGACGGCGGGAGGAAUCACUUGAUUUGACCGUGGACGUUCCUGUCCCCUCAGCGAAGGCAGAGGGCCGCUCGUGCGAGUACAACGGGCGGAUUUACCAAAACGGCGAGAACUUCCACGCCGGCUGCAAGCACCAGUGUACCUGCAUCGACGGGGCGGUGGGCUGCGUGCCCCUUUGCCCCAGCCACGUGCCGUUGGCGUCCCCCUCCUGCCCGGCGCCGCAGCUGGUCAAGGUGCCGGGCCAGUGCUGCCUCACCAUCGACUGCCAUAAGGGAACCCCCCUGGUGCCCCCCGUGCGGCGCCGACCCCAGCCCCCGGCGUACCCGCCCUACCCGUUCAUCCCCUACCCGGCACACCCCUUCCCGAAGCCGUAUCCCAAAGCUUACCGGAAGCUGUACCCCUACAGACCCAAGAAGGAGAAGGACACCCUGGGGAACGAGCUGGUGGAGGGGGGCGGGCGCAGGUGGGACAAGCCACGUGGCAACAAGCGCCUGGCGGCCUGGAAACAGGUGGCGGAUCAGUGUGCGGUCCAGACUACGUCCUGGUCCCAGUGUUCCCGGAGCUGUGGGAUGGGCGUCUCCUCUCGGGUUACCAAUGACAAUGCCCGCUGUAAGCUGAUCAAGGAGACGCGUCUGUGCAACAUUCGGCCCUGCAGCUCCAUGUCUGUGCCAGCCAAGGUGAGGAAUGUGUGCUAAGAUUCUCAGGCUACA